Molecule: messenger RNA, 490 nt
Organism: Cricetulus griseus (Chinese hamster)
Lineage: Eukaryota; Metazoa; Chordata; Mammalia; Rodentia; Cricetidae
Source: RefSeq, a predicted model, not a curated record
GAACUGUGUGGGGAAAACGCCUACUUCUGUGACCAUUGCCAGGAGGAGAUGCCAGCUUUGAAGAGCCUGACAAUCCAAGGCGCCUCGAAGGUUCUGCUGCUGGUCUUGAACCGCUCCUCAGACUCCGCGGGUGGCAAAACGGACAGGAAAGUAAGGUACCCCGAGUCCCUUGACCUGAGGCCAUACAUGUCUCAGUCUAACAGAGGACCGUUGGUAUAUGCCCUGUAUGCCGUGCUGGUCCACGCUGGUGCGACUUGCCACUCUGGACAUUACUUCUGUUAUGUCAGGGCUGGCAACGGGAAGUGGUACAAGAUGGAUGAUUCUACAGUUACCAGGUGCGAAGUGGCUUCUGUCCUGAGUGAGUCCGCCUAUCUGCUCUUCUAUGUCCAGGGGACCGAUGGCAGAGGGGACAGUGUCAAUAGGCCAGUAGGCACAGGAAACAAGGCUCAUGCUGGGAAAGACUGGCAGAAAAAGCACAAGAGAAGAUCUU